GUGUUUCUCUCAAUCAACAACUUGUUGGAACUUUUCAUUUUCUUCUCUUUCUUUUUCUCUUUCUAUUUACCAUUAUCUUCGUUAUCUCUUCCCCAACGGAACAUUAAGUCUUCAUCUUUACUUUUUCAUCUUUUUUUAUUCUUUUCCUUUUCUUUUUAUCGUAAUAGUGAAACAAAAACAAAAUCAAAGGAAAAACUUUACAUAGAUUUUUUGCUGAUUUCCAUGUUCCAUUAUUGUUGGAAUAAUAUGAAACUCGUUAAUUUAAUUGUAUCAUCAUCUCUUCAAUAAUCUAUUCACAUAAACGUUUUUCGUUCUCACAAAUUUGGAUUAUACUUCACAUUGAGAUCGAAAGUUUUACUAAUCAGUGACCUCUUUCUGUCUCUUUGUUUCCAUCAAAUUGGUGUAGAUUUGACACUUUUGUAAAACUACCUGUUAAUUGGUUUUCUUUUCAUCGACAAUCAUCUACAGUUAAUUUUAAAUUUGGUUUCUAUUUUCUGGCAAGUGUGAUGCCUCUUCCUUGGAAAUGUUUCCGUUCAAAGAAUCCACAAAGAAGAGCCAGUAAAGAGAUUGACAAACUGAUUGGAACUUGGAUGAAAUGUUACAAAAAAUCAAUCAAAUUGCUCCUUUUAGGAGCCGGUGAAAGUGGUAAGACAACCAUCUUGAAACAAAUGAAGAUCCUCCAUAUUGAAGGUUUCACCGAGGAAGAAAGGAAGGAGAAGGCUCAAUGGAUAAGGAGAAAUCUUUUAGAAGCGAUGAAAGAAAUGUCAGAAGCCAUGGAGCAAUUAAAUCCACCAAUUGAACUAAUCAACAGUGAAAACAAGGAGAGCUUUGAAUAUGUUAAAUCAAUGGAAUUACCUGAGGAUGAUUAUAAUUAUGAUGAACGAUUUUACAAUCACAUUAAAUCACUUUGGUUUGAUGAAGGUGUUCAACAAUGUUUUAACCGAUCCAAUGAGUAUUCACUAAUUGACAGUGCCAAAUACUUUCUAGAUAAAAUUGAUAUUAUUUCAUCUCCUGAUUAUAUUCCAGAUGAUCAAGAUAUUUUAAGAUGUCGCAGGAGAACCAGUGAUAUUCAAAAGAUUGAAUUUGAGGUUAAGGUUCCUCUUAAAUAUGGCGGCGGAGCUCAAUUGUUUUGGAUGUUUGAUGUUGGUGGACAAAGAGGUGAACGGCGAAAAUGGAUUCAAGUAUUUGACGGAAUUACUGCUGUUCUAUUUAUUGUGGCAACCUCAGAAUUUGACCAGAAACUUCGUGAAGACAAGACAACGAAUAGAUUAAGAGAAGCAUUAACUUUGUUCGAGGAGGUUUGGAGUAGUCGAUUCCUUCGAGACUCUGGAUUCAUCGUCUUCCUAAACAAACAAGAUCUUCUCCGGGAAAAGAUUAACAAGGGCCUCAAAUUGCAAGAUUAUUUUCCCGAAUUCGACACCUACAAUGGAACUGUUCCUUUCGAUGAACCUGAUUAUGAAUAUAGACGAGCUCGAGCCUUCAUCAAAGAUAAAUUUGUCUCCAUAACGAAAAAGUCUAUCGACGAGGGAGAAAAAACUUCCAGCGAUUACAUAAGUUACGAUACUUUAGAAAAUCGAGGUCGGGAAUGUUUCUAUCAUUUAACAACCGCAACGGAUACGGAUAACAUUAGUAAAGUUUUCCAAGAUAUUCAUACGAUGAUAAUCAUUUGGAAUCUAAAGAAAAUCUCAAUAACAUAAAAGUGCACCCGUUUGCCAUAUAAAUACAUUAUACCGAGUUUUAUGCAUACAAAUUAUACAUAAAAAUUUUCUUUGUAUAUUAAUUAUCCUGUUGAAAGAAAGUUAAUUGGAAAUUACCUGUUUCUUUAACGUGUGAGAUGAAAUAACCAAAUCAUAAUCAGAACUAAAGAGACUUGACUUAGGAGCAAUUUGUUAUAACGUAAACAAAUUAAAAUGAUGGUGUAAUCAUUUUAUAUUACAUUUUUCAUUUCAACAAUCAGUUAAAUAAUUGUUUUUUUUGUUUCAAUAUAAUGUAAUAAUAUAAUGUGAUAUAAUAUAAUAAUACAAUCUAACAAUGAUGCAUUUGUUUUUCGAUAGCAAUUUGUUUCUCUAAAAAAUUAAACAACUCAACAAUUUAAAUGUGUAAUGUUGACACAAAAAAGCUAUUUGAUUGCCCGCUCUACGCUUUUUAUGCAAUUAAAUUGAUGAUUAUUGUUGAGUUAAACUCCUUUUCAAGUUGAUUGUGUUGAUGGCUGGAGAUGAUGAUCGUGAAGAUGAACAUUUGAUAAGAGAGGGAGAGGGAGAAGACAGAGAGGGUGAUAAGUGGAUAAGAUUUAAAAAUGAUAAGGAGUAAUUGUAACAGUCUAAUAGAUGAAAAUAAACUCAGCAAUUAGAGAAUCUAUUUAAAUCUGAUUAAGCAGAGACGCGGAGGUAAAAAGAGAGGGAGGGGAAGAAGAAGAAAUUGAAAGUGGUCGAUAACAGGAAAGGUGAAAGAGAGAGAGAGAGAGAGAGAGAGAGAGAGAGAGAGAGAGAGAGAGAGAGAGAGAGAGAGAGAGAGAGAGUAAACAA
Molecule: messenger RNA, 2525 nt
Organism: Panonychus citri (citrus red mite)
Lineage: Eukaryota; Metazoa; Arthropoda; Arachnida; Trombidiformes; Tetranychidae
Product: guanine nucleotide-binding protein G(s) subunit alpha-like
Exons: 5
Coding region: 507-1697 (396 amino acids)
Biological process (GO): adenylate cyclase-activating dopamine receptor signaling pathway; sensory perception of chemical stimulus
Cellular component (GO): heterotrimeric G-protein complex
Molecular function (GO): GTP binding; GTPase activity; G protein-coupled receptor binding
Source: RefSeq, a predicted model, not a curated record